UGUGCCUUCAGGCAUCAAAGGUUUCUCGGCACUUGACGGAUUGUGCUUGAUGAUUGAGCGAUGAAGAAAAGUGUGUGAUUGCUUCUCCUGGUGAUCGCGGCUUGAUGACUUCGAACAUGACCACCGGAGGCAUCGGCGCAGCCGCUUCCACUACCGUGGGUCAGGAACUUUGGUCGCUCGGAAGCCGCUUCAUCGAGACGUCGACGGCUUCGCUGGAACAUUUGCUGCGACAAAAUGUUGUCACGAUCUUGGACUAUCAGCUCAACGAGGCUGAGUGUGCCGAGCUGGACGCCCGGUUCGCCGAUCAAGCUGGAGGAAUAUCCUCGGGAAUGGAGUCACUCUCGGCGCGCCACACAGCCGGCCCCGAACAGCCGAGUCAGCAGCUGUCUCUCCACGAACCCCAGGCGGCGUACGGCCAAGGUUGCCCGUCGGCAUGGGACUCCUUCACCUGCUGGCCGCCGACUGAAGCGGCGAGGGCACUGCGCAAGCCCUGCGCGCACAUCAUCGCCUCGCUGGACAUUUCGCUGGCAGAGUCGGACGCUUCGCUCGCCAAGGGUCUCUACGCCUACCGAGUGUGCGGCGCUGACGGCAACUGGCUCUGGGGAAACUGGACCAACUACACCGAGUGCCUCGGUUUGAUCAACCAGCAGUCGGGCCAGCAGAGUAGUUCCGCUGUUUCCCUGGCGGUUGUGUACAUCCUGCUCUUGUUCUCCCUGCUGUCGCUGAUUUUCCUCUCAGCUAGCAUGUUCAUCUUCUGCUACUUCAGGUCUCUGGAGUGCCCGAGGACGCGAGUGCAUCGAAACCUGAUGCUUGCCCUGGCGGUGCACGCGGUGAUGCUGGUGGUGUUAUCUACGCCGCUGGCGCUUCAUCCAGAUGCACCGACGCCCUUCGCACAAACGCCCGUGCUGUGCAAGUGCGUGCUGUCGCUGAAGAUGUACGCGGCCACGGCCUCCAUCAACUGGAUGUUCGUCGAGGGACUGCUGCUGCACUCACGCGUCGCAGUCUCCGUGUUCCGGCAGGACGCCCCCUUCCGGCUCUACUACGCGCUCGGCUGGGGAUUGCCCCUUGCUUUCAUCCUGGCUUGGGCGUACCUGACAGAGAAAGAGCUUCGCACGGCAUGCUGGGAAGGGUACGGGUCCAGCUCAUACGUCUGGAUACUCAUAGCUCCACGUCUUGUCGCUAUACUGGUGAACUCCGUGUUCCUGGUGAACAUCGUAAGGAUCCUCGUGACACGCAUUAAGCCCAAGGCGUCAGCAUUGGAGACAACGCAGUUCAGAAAAGCCAUCAAGGCCACGGCGCUGCUCUUUCCUCUGCUGGGCAUCACGCACCUGCUGUUUUGCAUCAACCCUCAGAACGAGACCAUGGGACUCAAGGAAGCCUACAUGAUCAUCAACGCCGUCCUCCAGUCAUCGCAGGGAAUAUUCGUGUCCGUGCUCUACUGCUUCAUGGACUCGGAGGUGCAGACGGCAUUGCGGAACGCCUACCUGCGCGCCGCCGUGCGGCGUGAACCGCGAAAGGCCAACCGAUCGUCUCGGUCUUGGAUUCUGCCCGGCGGCCGCCAGUGCAGUCUGGGCGGCUCGACGGUGUCUUCGCUCUCGUCGGUGUCGAGGAAGCUGCCACCCGCCGCGUCACAGCCGGCGUCGAACCAGGACGGCCGUCGAGACAGCGGCCGCGAAGGAACGGGCUGCAACGCGGCCGGUGUGCCCCGUCACUGCUGCAGAGGCGCGCUGAAGCUCGGCGACUCCGGACGCAGCCGCGACAGGACCGUCGACAUCUUUCGCGUGUGAAACGCCACGGCCAGUCGAAGACUUGACUUCGUGCCACGUGCUCGAGACCCGAGAAACUGUCCGCCCCCGUAGCCAGUGACUCGAAGUGCAUCCGGAUCAAAAAGAAGAAGAAAAAUAACAGUAAACUGGAAUUCAAAGUUCUUGAUGUGCUGUCGUAAUUAAACGUGUUAGCACACUUUGUA
Dermacentor albipictus is the source of this 1969-nucleotide messenger RNA. Its product is annotated as corticotropin-releasing factor receptor 2-like. Gene Ontology annotation, cellular component: plasma membrane. Gene Ontology annotation, biological process: adenylate cyclase-modulating G protein-coupled receptor signaling pathway; cell surface receptor signaling pathway. The record is from RefSeq and is a predicted model, not a curated record. Gene Ontology annotation, molecular function: G protein-coupled peptide receptor activity. Lineage: Eukaryota; Metazoa; Arthropoda; Arachnida; Ixodida; Ixodidae.